CCUGGCACUCCAAACUGGAAGGUGUGGUGGGAGAUGUACAAAAAACAGAAACAGGUGGAGAGAAGAGUUGAAUGAGAGGACAUGGAAUAAAAUAAUUCAGGUGGAUCGCACGCAAAGAAGUGGUUUUGUGUUUAGCAGGAGCGUGGUCAAAGUAAGGAAACCAUAGUGCGGAGACAGAAGGACAUUACAAGACGGAAGGACAGAAAUGGCUGAGGCCCCAAAGAUUGAGCUGUUUGUUAAGGCCAGUGUUGACGCUGAGAGUGUGGGCAACUGUCCGUUCUGUCAGAGGCUCUUCAUGAUCCUUUGGUUGAAGGGCGUCAACUUUACCCUCACCACUGUGGAUAUGAGGAGGGCCCCUGAUGUACUAAAAGCCCUUGCUCCAGGCUCUCAGCCUCCUUUCCUCAUCUUCAGUGGUGAGGUCAAAACAGACACAAACAAGAUCGAGGAGUAUCUGGAGGAGAACUUAGCCCCCCCACAGUACCCAAAAUUGUGCUGUCGAUACAAAGAGUCCAACGGUGCAGGAGAGGACAUUUUUCGAAAGUUUUCAGGAUACAUCAAGAAUCCCAAUCCUGGACUAAAUGAAAUGCUAGAGAAGAAAUUCCUCUCAACUCUGGUGAAGCUGAACAUGUACCUUGAGACGCCUCUCCCUCACGAACUGGAUCAGAACCCAAAUGCUAAUGAAUCUCCUCGUCUGUACCUGGAUGGUGACCGUUUCACCUUGGCAGACUGCAACUUACUUCCCAAACUCAACAUUGUAAAGGUUGUGUGUAAGAAGUACCGGGACUUUGAAAUCCCUGCAGAGCUGAAGGGUCUGAAACGUUACCUAGACAACGCAUACAAACAAGACGAGUUUCGCUACACCUGCCCAAAUGACUCAGAGAUUCUCAUUGCCUACCAAUCUGUGGCCAAGUACCUGAACAAAUAAAGUACCUGAACAAAUACAUGAUGAGUGAGUGAUUAGUAUAUGUGCAUGUAAAAAAAAAGAAUUAAAAAAAAAUUAAUAAUAAUAAAUUAAUUAAUAAUAAAUUAAUUAAAAAAAGAAUUAAUUAAAAACAUGGACAUGUUGUGACAAGCUGUCCAAAAUCUGUCCAUGAUAUACUUAAAUUGUACCAAAAGUACAUGCUUUUUGAUGACUAUAGUAUUUGUAAUUGCAUGUUUAAUAAACUCAUUAACUUCCAAACUGUUUGUAUCAGUACUAUUCCAUUGAUUUCCUAAUGUGGAUUUGUUUUUCAGGCCGUUACUUAUAGAUGUGGAAACAUUUUUAUUCUGACAGGCUGUAAGAGUUCAAAAAAAACAAAAAAAACGCUGAAUAUACUACAUUAUGUUUGUAUGUUUCAUUGUGCAUGUAUGUAUUGUGACCAAGCAUCAUAAAAAAAACAACGUAUUCAUACUUUGGAUUUUCAGGUGAACACUAAUGUAAACAUUACAAGGCAAAUGGUCUUAGAAUGCUUUAUUCUUCCAGAAAAUCGUUGAAGUUGAGAGCAGUUAUCUUAUUUGUUUAAUGACAAGUGCACCUAAUACACCUGCAUGCCUUUAGUAUGUAAUACAGUAUACCAAUAAAAGUAUGAAAUAUA
Messenger RNA from Cololabis saira (Pacific saury), 1574 nucleotides. It is a transcript of the gene clic3, whose product is annotated as chloride intracellular channel 3. NCBI's taxonomy places the organism in Eukaryota, Metazoa, Chordata, Actinopteri, Beloniformes, Belonidae. The transcript is spliced from 7 exons. The record is from RefSeq and is a predicted model, not a curated record. Bases 206 to 925 code for a protein of 239 amino acids.